CUCACCUAAAUCACCUAAAAUCACCUUUCUUUGCAAAUAUCAAAUUUGGGUAUUUCCUCUGAAAUCUGCAUUUUGUCAUGGUUUUUCUGUAAUGGCUGCAAAAUCCCAUCUCUUUUUCACUCAGUAGAACAACCCCAUUUCUCCAUUUCCUUCUCUGAGCUCAUAUCCGGUAAAAAAAUCCCAUCUUUCUUCUUCGUUUUUCUCACAAUGAGUAGUACACAGGCACCUAAAUCUUCAAAACCCACAAAGCCCGCUAGCGCCAUUUCGUCUUCCUCCUCGACCCCGGCAAAACCCUCGUCUCUUUCUUCUCAUCUCGCCAUGGUAGAACUGAAGCAGCGCAUUUUGACUUCCCUUUCCAAGCUAUCGGAUCGGGAUACCCAGCAAGUCGCCGUGGAAGAUCUGGAGAAGAUUAUCCAGAGUCUUUCCCCAGACUCGCUUCCCAUGCUUCUUAACUGCCUUUUCGACUCCUCUAACGAUCCGAAGCCUGCCGUUAAAAAGGAAUCCCUGCGGUCGCUAACGAUGCUGUGUCAUUGCCAUGGUGAAUUGGCAGCAUCCCACUUGACGAAAAUUAUUGCUCACAUUGUUAGAAGGCUAAAAGAUGCAGAUUCUGGGGUUAAGGAUGCGUGUCGUGAUGCUAUAGGUGCACUCUCCGGGCAGUAUUUGAAGGGGGAGAGUGGGGGUACUGUGGUGGGGUUGUUUGUGAAACCGUUGUUUGAGGCAAUGGGGGAGCAAAACAAAAGCGUACAAUCUGGAGCAGCAAUGUGUAUGGCUAAGAUGGUGGAAUGCGCGGCUGAGCCACCUCAAGCUUCAUUCCAGAAGUUGUGCCCGAGGAUUUGCAAGUUGCUGAACAAUCAGAAUUUUAUGUGUAAGGCUGCACUAUUGCCAGUGGUGGCGAGUUUGGCGCAGGUAGGAGCAAUUGCACCACAAAGCUUGGAAUCAUUGCUGCAAAGCAUCCAUGAAUGUCUUGGCAGUUCAGAUUGGGCAACACGGAAGGCAGCAGCUGAUGCUUUAAGUGCCUUAGCUUUGCAUUCAAGCAACUUGAUUGCGGAUGGAACUGCCUCCACAAUAGCGGUGCUUGAGGGUUGCCGCUUUGACAAGAUAAAGCCUGUUAGAGAUAGCAUGACAGAGGCAUUACAGUUAUGGAAGAAAGUUGCUGGGAAAGGUGAUGGAUCUGCAGAUGAUCAGAAGGCCUUGUCACAUGAUGGUGACAAUCCUCAACCAGCUGAGAUGUUGGCAAAGAAUGACAUGAAAAAUUCAAAUCCUAGUGACGCAAAAACUGAUCCAUCAGCAAAGAAUUCACCUGAUGGUUCAUCCUCCACUUUAGAUGCUGCUUCCAAAGGCAAGGGUGGAAGCAUUCCUGACAAAGCAGUCAUCAUUUUGAAGAAGAAAGCACCUGCAUUAACUGACAAAGAGCUGAAUCCAGAAUUCUUCCAGAAGCUUGAGACACGGGGUUCUGGUGAUUUGCCAGUUGAGGUAGUUGUUCCUCGUCGAUACCUUAAUUCUUCAAAUGCAAAGAAUGAAGAAGAAUUGCAAACUAAUGAUUCAGACUCAAGGAGAAGGUCAAGUGGCAUGGGAAACAUCCAGUCAGAGGAUCUUCAGGGAUCUUCCAGCAGCAGGUAUCGUAACAUGGAGAGAGGAACUGCUGGUUUGCGGGAUAAAUGGCCUGAAGACAAAACAAAUGGGAAAGAUCCAAAUGAUAGGAUUGAUGCAAGUCAAAGGGAAUCAUCUGGAAAUCGUUUGUGUUUCCCCAAAACAGAUGGACAAUCUGAAGGAUCCUUCAUCAGCAACAAAGGAAACUGGUUGGCCAUUCAGAGGCAGUUGUUACAGAUGGAGAGACAACAAGAACAUCUAAUGAACAUGUUGCAGGAUUUCAUGGGUGGUUCUCAUGAUAGCAUGAUAACUUUAGAGAACAGGGUUAGGGGUCUUGAGAGAAUUGUUGAAGACAUGGCACGUGACUUGUCAGUUUCAUCAGGCAGGAGAAGUACUUUUACAAUGGGGUUUGAAGGUUCCUCUAAUAGACCUUUGGGGAAGUAUAAUGGCUUUGCUGACUAUGGUGGUGGUGCUAAGUAUGGUGGGCGGAUUCCAUUUGGAGAAAGAUUUUCCCACUCUGAUGGUAUUGCUCCAAGUAUGAGGGGAAGGGGUCCCCCUUGGAGAACAGACAUGUCAGAUGAUUGGGAUUUUCCUGCAUAUGGUGCUUCUAGAAAUGGGCAGCCUGCCUCCAGAAGGGCUCCUGGUGGAAGCACUCUUGAUGAUAGAUCACCUAAAUCAGACCAUGAAACUGAUCAGGUUGGCAGCAGGAGAGGUUGGGACAAGGGACCUGGACCCGUUAGGCUUGGUGAGGGGCCUUCUGCCAGAAGUGUUUGGCAGGCUUCAAAAGAUGAAGCCACUUUAGAAGCAAUUCGAGUGGCUGGGGAGGAUGGUGGAACAGCACGGAGGGUACGUGUCCCUGAAUUAACUGCUGAAGCCAUUGGAGAUGAUAAUAUCAGGCAGGAGAGGGAUCCAAUCUGGACGUCUUGGAGCAAUGCAAUGCAUGCCCUUCAAGUGGGUGAUAUGGAUUCAGCUUAUGCUGAAGUUGCAUCUACUGGAGAUGAUCUCUUACUAGUGAAGCUAAUGGACAGAUCAGGUCCUGUGUUGGAUCAACUCUCAAAUGAGAUAGCGAAUGAGGUCUUACAUGCUGUUGUUCAGCUUAUGCUGGAACAGGAGUUGUUUGACAUAUGCCUAUUGUGGAUUCAACAGCUUGUAGAAGUUGUCCUGGAAAAUGGACCUGAUGUGUUGAACAUUCCCAUGGAGUUGAAGAAGGAUCUUCUAUUGAAUUUGCACGAGGUUUCUUCAGCAAUGGACUCUGCCGAGGAUUGGGAAGGUGCUACACCUGACCAACUCCUGAUGCAGUUAGCAUCCACCUGGGGUAUUGAAGUUCAACAGUUUGCGAAGUAGUUUCCAUGGUUCUUGUAUUCUGUAUUGUGCAUGCCAACUUUUUGUUCUGGUUUCUUGUUGAUAUAUAUACUUCAAAUGAAUUGAAUGUCAAGUGAAAAAGGAAAAACAAACUUUUGCAUAGUGUUGAUUGAUUCAAGUUGGCAAUGCCAACAUAUCUGUUCUUCUAUCAUAAUUUUCUGUUAUAUGUAAGAUUGUGCCAAACUCCUUUGACAAUGCAUAUUUCCUGUUAC
Rubroshorea leprosula is the source of this 3164-nucleotide messenger RNA. The record is from the annotation of a GenBank genome assembly. NCBI's taxonomy places the organism in Eukaryota, Viridiplantae, Streptophyta, Magnoliopsida, Malvales, Dipterocarpaceae.